This is a messenger RNA of Sporisorium graminicola, 2721 nucleotides long. RefSeq lists its product as uncharacterized. The record is from RefSeq and is a predicted model, not a curated record. Lineage: Eukaryota; Fungi; Basidiomycota; Ustilaginomycetes; Ustilaginales; Ustilaginaceae. The transcript has a single exon. Bases 1 to 2721 code for a protein of 906 amino acids. Gene Ontology annotation, cellular component: Ino80 complex.
AUGGCAUCGGCUUCACCACCAGCAGAUGCUGAUGAGGGAUCCAAGCCCAAAGAUCAGCCUCAUCAACCGCCCGCGCUCGCUAUUGUCAGGCAGAAUGCAGCCAACCUUCCCCGCAACUUGCCCGUAAAGAGGUACGAUGGCGAUCCGCUAGGGCGAGCGGAUGUACAGCAUGCACUCCUAUGCUACCUCUUCUCCGACACUCGACGCGUCUUUACUAAUCCCCGCCCGAGCGAUCGAGCUGAAGAACCGACGACGACGGCGAGCGGCUCGGCUGCCCCCAGUCCGGCCGCAGUGCCUGUCCCCGUCUAUCCAUUUGGCAUGUCAGCAGGUUGUAUCAGGAGAAGCGGCGAAACGCAGGAAGAGUUUCAACAAUGGCAGCAAGCCAGGGAGCGCUAUCUUCGCUGGAAGAAGCGGCUCGCUCGCAGGGAGAAGCUUGCAAAGAAAGCUGCCGAUGCAGCCGCUGCAGCCGCCGCCGCUGCUACUCGUGCCGAGUCGACCGAGGAAGCUGCCCUCGCUGAUGCAGACGCGAAUACUAACGAGGAGAAGGACGAGCUCGCUGACGGCGGCAACGAUGCUGAGGUCGAUGCAACGAAGGCCGACGAAGCAGAAGAGGAUGAGGACCUCGGCGAUGAUGACGAACCUUUCGACGAGAACGAGUAUCCCAAGGACGGCGCGGCCAAGCUCACGUUCAAGGAACUCUACAUCGAAUCGCUACUCAACAGCAGCAAGUGCACCAAGUCGAUGCGCGACAAGAUCCUCGCCGACGAAGAAUACGCCGAGGACUUUGCCAAAACCUGUCUCCUGGUCAACGUCGGCCGCAUCAACACAACCCUCGCCUUCUAUCCAGAGAUGAAGACCGUGCUUCGUUCGUACCACCCGAUUCCGUCCAUGCAGAACAACGAAAACACGCGUCGCAACAUGCAAGAUGCUCCCCGAAUGAAGUCGCUUCUCAAAGGCGUGCUCAUCGACACGGAACGGCCCGCUCCUCCGACCGCCGGGCCAUCGGCAGGCCAGCCAAUCCGACCGCCAAAACCCAACGCGCUCAGCGAAGAGGCGCCCUCCGACUUCAGAGAAGUCAUCAAGCGUUAUCGUGCCGGCACCGUGCCCCCCACCAGUGUCGUCACGCUCAUCUUUCUGCUGUCGCUCCACGCCAAUGACGUGACCGACAUGCACUUCCCCACGCCUCACGAUUCGCACUCGCUCUUCUAUCCGCACGCCGACCACCCGAUCCCAUCCAAGCAGAGGGCUAACGCCUUCAUGUGGAUCUUGUACCACUAUCUCGAAGGCCCGGCUACACGCCCUCCCGGUGAGAUGCCCAACCCUUUCGACGACGAAACGUCUCGCAAUGCGGCGAAAGAAGCUGCUGAUGCGUAUGCCAACAUUCUUACGGACGAGGAGCGGAAGAAGCGUGUGAAUAUGCCAUGGAAGGGCAUCGUCAAUCCAGAAUGGCAAAAGUGGAAGCAGGCGCAAGAAAAGUUGAAUGCCGAGGGUGACGAAAGUGCUACUCGCGUUGGUGCGAAGAAGGAGGGCAGCGAGGACGUCAAAAAGGAGUUGGACAAAGAUGGCGACGUUUCCAUGGACGAAACUGCCGAGGGAGAAGCCAAGCAGGAGGAUGGCGAGAACAGCGAGAAAGUCGCGGCCAAGGAACCGCCCUCGCAUCUGCACCGCUUGAUCGUGCCGACACUCGACACGAUCUCGCGCGAGGAAGCGGCGCUGGAGAAUCUCGAUACCGAAGAGGAAAUCAGCUGGGGAAAGCAGAUGCAGUCCGAGCGCGCUGCCUUCCUGGCCAAGUUCCAGGAGGAAGAGGCGAGCAAGAAUGCAGCGUCUGCUGGUUCACCUGCGCCAUCUGCCGGCACUGGCGGAAACAAAGGACGACGCGGCGGUGCUGGUACUUCCGCAUCUGCCAAUGCAACAUCAGCUGAUCGCGGGUCACCUUCGGAGGCCGACGGCGGGCGUCACAAGCGACGACACGCUGGUGCCGCUGCUGGCGACAUCUCGAAGCGAUCCCGCAUGGCCAGCCCGAUCGUGUUCGACGACUCUUCCUCGGACGCCGAUCCCGUCAACCCCGCCAACGCUGGCGGCCCAGCCGCGUCAGCCAACCCACUCACCUCAGACCCGUACCUCAACCCGAACGUGGCCAUCUCGGACCGCAUCCGCCCGCCUCUCUGGGAUCUCGACUUGAGCGUGCCGCGCCAGCACCAGAUCACCGAGUCGCUGCCCCAGAUCGCCUGGGCGCGCAUUCUGGAGCGCGCACAGCGCGGGGUGGGCGAUGCAUGCUACGAGAGCGACGAGGAUGACUUCGCAGAGGAAGAGGCUCAGGACCCGGAGCGCAGUCGGACGGAGAUUUGUCGCAUCUUGACGGGGUUGCGUGGCGUGGUGGGGCACGGCGUGUUUGAUCGCGAUAACCACGAGGUUAGGCUCAAGUAUGGAGGGUAUGAGCAGACGGAGGGGCAGGAGUAUGCGAAUGGGAGGAGCCGGCAUGAGGGAGAGUACAGACAUGACGAGGGGGAGAGAGAGCGGGAGAGGCGCAGGUCGGAGCUGUACUCGAGUAAUACGUCUGUUCCUGACAGUCGGAGGGUCGUGGCCUAUGAGCACGAGGGAGAGGCAAGAGGGAGGGGUGAGGACGUGGUGGAUGAUCUCGAGGAAGCGCUGUUGGGCGGCGACAGCGAGUCAAGAAAGCCAAGUAUCGGCAGGAACGGAUACACGCCUGUCCGUGCCUAA